Candidozyma duobushaemuli is the source of this 1269-nucleotide messenger RNA. RefSeq lists its product as uncharacterized. Gene Ontology annotation, molecular function: RNA binding; double-stranded DNA binding. Gene Ontology annotation, cellular component: transcription export complex 2. The record is from RefSeq and is a predicted model, not a curated record. NCBI's taxonomy places the organism in Eukaryota, Fungi, Ascomycota, Pichiomycetes, Serinales, Metschnikowiaceae. Gene Ontology annotation, biological process: poly(A)+ mRNA export from nucleus; post-transcriptional tethering of RNA polymerase II gene DNA at nuclear periphery; transcription elongation by RNA polymerase II. The transcript has a single exon. The coding region runs from base 1 to 1269 and encodes 422 amino acids.
AUGAACCACUCUCUUCUGGGCUUCAUCGCCACAACCCACCAGGCGGUGGCCUACUACAACCUGUGGCAGCUCCAGCAGCAGUUCACCAUCAAUCCAAAGGAGAACCUGGCGGAUAUAGCCCGCUUUCCCGAACCCAGCGAGAUCGACUUGUAUGUUCUUCCAGACAAGUUGAGACAGCUCGUCAGGCUGUACAUCAGACUUAUGCGGUCAAUUCAUGUUCAGAGGGAGAUUGACACGGCUUUUGAGAAUUUUCUUACUUUCAUGGGCGAUUUCAAUCGUGUGGCGGAGGUAUCCUGGAACUGGAUAUGUCCUGCUUUGAUCAGCAGCAGUAAUGAGCUUCUUCUGGUGUACCAGGUCAGGUCCAAGAGCAAGACCAAGGAGGAAAACGACGAAAGCUUGGAAAAAGUCGCCACCAUCGUCAACAGACUGUUCAAAAUCUGCUUGACCGACAAGUCGGUGGACCCUGCUACAUCGAAGAAACUGUGCAUCCACUUCUUCCUAGCGACCCUCAUCAAAAUCUACUUCAAGCUCGACCACAUUGAGCUUGCCAAGCUGAUGGAAAAGGCACUUAUGGGAACGAAUUCUGCCAUUCCUACAAUCAUCAAUUGCCCCGUCCAGUACAGAAAGCACGUCGUCACCUACUUGUAUUAUAGUGCGCUCUUAUCGCUAGACGAUGCUGAGUAUGCUUUGGCGGAGGUGAAGCUCCUCACAGCAUGGGACUUUUUGCUGUGCUACAACAGACCUCAGAAGGUCCAGCCGCAUCUGGAGAAAAUCUUGAUGCUUGUGGCGCCUUUGAAGUACUUGUCUUCCCGGAAAAGACUCUCAGACGAUGUUUAUGAAAAAUACCCCAGCCUCAAGUACAUUUACAAGGAACAGCUCCUCAAGUCCGUUCGUGAGGGUAAUCUCGCUGCAUUUGACGAGCAGCUCCAAAAAUUCCACACCGUCUUGCUCAACAGACACAUUUACUUGUUGGUGCUCCGACUCAAGCAGUUGUGCUACCUUCUGCUCGUGCGCAAAACGGCCAAUUUCUACAAAACCAUCGACGACAAAACCCCGCAUAUCGUUCCACUUGCCUACUUCCAAAAAGCCCUUGAUUUCGCCCAGAAUGGCUCGGAUCCGUCCAAGGAAGAGGCAUCUGUGGAGCAGGUGGAGUGCAUACUAGCGAACCUUAUCGCUCAGAAACACAUCAAGGGCUACAUCUCCCACGCCAACAGGUGCAUUGUUCUCCUGAAAUCAGAUGCAUUCCCCAGACCAGCUCCUCUGAGCUAG